Betta splendens (Siamese fighting fish) is the source of this 10400-nucleotide messenger RNA. RefSeq names its product neurobeachin-like. The transcript has 59 exons. Gene Ontology annotation, molecular function: protein kinase binding. The record is from RefSeq and is a predicted model, not a curated record. Gene Ontology annotation, biological process: intracellular protein localization. NCBI's taxonomy places the organism in Eukaryota, Metazoa, Chordata, Actinopteri, Anabantiformes, Osphronemidae. The coding region runs from base 527 to 8905 and encodes 2792 amino acids. Gene Ontology annotation, cellular component: membrane; cytosol.
CCGGCGGGGAUUAUGGACCCGUCGGUUCCAAUCCGGAAUAUCAAGAUGAAAUUUGCUGUUCUGGUCGGACUGAUCCGGAUCGGAGAGGUUAGCAACAGGGAUAUUGUUGAAACUGUCCUGAAUUUGCAUCAGGAGACCAUAUGUUUUCUGACAGCAGUAUUCAGCAGGAGAAAACUCUGCACACUAAUCACAAAAUCCCUUGACUGUUGAGUCUAUCUGCAGCUGCUUGCUUCUACCAGUGCAGAUGCAACAUGAUGUCUCUGAAACCUGAGCUUGACUUCUGUCAGACUUUAUCUGAAGUGAGAACACCAACUUGGAAGAAGCUGCUAUUCCAAGCAUUUCAAGGGAUUAGAGGAACGACCGUAUGAUACAAGCCACUAGAACAGCAAACAUGUCUACAUCACAGUAAGCUGUGAGUAGGAGACCGGCGAAGCAGCGUGGCUUUCCCUUCGGACCCAGGGUGGUUGGGGGCGAGUUCGACCUGGAGACAAACUUCAUCAUCCAGGAGGCCGAAAGUAUCGGCUGCAUGUCGGAGCUGUUGGAGCACUGCGACGUCACCUGCCAGGCGGAAAUCUGGAGCAUGUUCACUGCCGUCCUUCGAAAAAGCGUUCGAAACCUGCAAACCUGUACUGAGGUGGGCCUCAUCGAGCAGGUGCUGCUCAAAAUGGGCUCAGUGGAGGACAUGAUUGCAGACUUGCUAGUGGACAUGUUGGGAGUGCUGGCCAGCUACAGCAUCACGGUCAGAGAACUGAAGAUGCUUUUCAGCAUGCUACGAGGGGAAGGAGGCCUCUGGCCGAAGCAUGCAGUCAAAAUGUUGUCGGUGCUGAAUCAGAUGCCCCAGCGGCACGGCCCAGAUGCCUUCUUCAAUUUUCCUGGUCGCAGUGCAGCAGCCAUUGCUUUACCUCCAAUUGCUAAGUGGCCUUAUCAGAACGGCUUUACACUCAACACCUGGUUUAGAAUGGAUCCUUUGAAUAGCAUCAAUGUUGACAAGGACAAACCGUAUCUCUACUGCUUUCGCACCAGCAAGGGCAUUGGCUACUCUGCACAUUUUGUUGGUAACUGCUUGAUUGUGACAUCGCUCAAGUCUAAAGGAAAAGGCUUUCAGCAUUGUGUCAAGUAUGAUUUUCAGCCCAGAAAGUGGUACAUGAUCAGCAUAGUUCACAUCUACAGCCGCUGGAGGAACAGUGAAAUCCGAUGCUACGUCAACGGGCAGCUUGUGUCUUAUGGAGACAUGGCCUGGCACGUCAACACAAAUGAUAGUUAUGAUAAGUGCUUCCUCGGGUCCUCAGAGACAGCAGACUCCAACCGAGUAUUCUGUGGGCAGCUAGGAGCCGUGUACGUGUUCAGUGAAGCCCUUAAUCCUGCACAGAUAUUUGCAAUUCAUCAGCUUGGACCAGGCUAUAAGAGCACGUUUAAGUUCAAGUCAGAGAGUGAUAUCCACCUAGCGGAGCACCAUAAGCAGGUGUUGUACGAUGGGAAGUUGGCCAGCUCCAUCGCCUUCACUUACAACGCCAAGGCCACGGACGCCCAGCUCUGCCUGGAGUCCUCGCCUAAAGAAAACGCCUCCAUCUUCGUGCAUUCACCACAUGCCCUUAUGCUACAGGAUGUGAAAGCCACAGUGACUCACUCCAUUCACAGUGCCAUUCAUUCCAUUGGUGGGAUACAGGUCCUUUUUCCCCUCUUCGCUCAGCUGGACUAUCAUCAGCUGACUGAGAGCCAGGUCGAAACCAGCGUAUGUGCCACUCUACUGGCCUUUCUGGUUGAGCUGCUCAAGAGCUCUGUAGCCAUGCAGGAGCAGAUGCUGGGAGGGAAAGGCUUCCUGGUGAUCGGGUACCUGCUAGAGAAGUCGUCUCGUGCACACAUCACCAGGGCCGUGUUAGAGCAGUUCCUCUCCUUCGCAAAGUACCUGGACGGUCUGACACUCGGGGCUCCGCUGCUGAAGCAGCUCUGUGACCACAUCCUGUUCAAUUCUGCCAUCUGGAUCCACACCCCUGCCAAGGUGCAACUGUCUCUUUACACUUAUCUUUCUGCUGAGUUCAUUGGCACGGCAACCAUCUACAACACGAUCCGUCGCGUGGGCACAGUGCUUCAGCUCAUGCACUCGCUGAAGUACUACUACUGGGCUGUCAACCCUGCGGACGGCAGCGGCAUCGUCCCAAAGGGCCUUGAUGGGCCAAGACCGACCCAGAAAGAAAUAAUUUCUCUUCGGGCGUUCAUGCUUCUCUUCCUCAAGCAGCUCAUCCUGAAGGACCGAGGUGUGAAGGAGGACGAGCUGCAGAGCAUCUUGAACUACCUGUUAACAAUGCAUGAGGAUGAGAAUCUGCAUGAUGUGCUGCAGUUAGUGGUCGCCCUCAUGUCAGAGCAUCCCGCCUCCAUGAUCCCAGCUUUUGACCAGAGGAAUGGGAUACGGGUAAUUUACAAGCUCAUGGCCUCCAAGAGUGAGAGCAUCAGAGUACAGUCGCUAAAAGUCCUUGGGUACUUCCUCAAACAUUUAGGCCACAAGAGGAAGGUGGAGAUCAUGCACACGCACAGCCUUUUCACGCUCCUGGGAGAGAGGCUCAUGCUGCACACCAACACGGUGACUGUGACGAUCUACAACACCCUGUACGAGAUACUCACGGAGCAGGUGUGCACACAGGUAGUUCACAAGCCUCAUUCUGAGCCCGACUCCACUGUCAAGAUUCAGAACCCAAUGAUUCUCAAGGUGGUGGCGACCUUGUUGAAGAACUCCUCCCCCAGCACCGAGCUGAUGGAGGUGCGGCGACUCUUCCUCUCCGACAUGAUCAAGCUGUUCAGCAACAGCCGAGAGAACAGGCGCUGUCUGCUUCAGUGCUCCGUGUGGCAGGACUGGAUGUUUUCCCUCGGCUACAUCAACCCUAAAACCUCGGAGGAGCAGAAGAUUACGGAGAUGGUGUACAACAUCUUCCGUAUUUUGCUCUACCACGCCAUCAAGUACGAGUGGGGAGGCUGGCGUGUGUGGGUGGACACGCUCUCUAUAGCCCACUCUAAGGUGACAUAUGAGGCACAUAAAGAGUACCUGGCUAAAAUGUAUGAGGAGUAUCAGCGUCAGGAGGAGGAGAACAUUAAGAAAGGGAAGAAGGGCUUAGUCAGCACUAUCUCCGGCUUGUCUGCUCAGGCCUCUGGCAUCAAGGGCACUAUUGAGAUCAGAGAAAUGGAGGACAGCUCCCACACGCCGGAGAGCGAGACGGACUAUGAGAGCGCCGAUCCUCGUAACCUGCUGGCUGAAGCCAAGGAGCCUGGAGAAAGUCUGAGGGCUCUGGAGAGCACAGUGGAUGACGUUAGGGUGGAAGUUCACGAUCUGCUGGUUGACAUCAAAGCGGAAAAGGUGGAGGCUACGGAGGUGAAGCUGGACGACAUGGACUUGUCCACUGAAAGUCUGGGAGUGUCUGAGAAUGGAGCGUUGGUGGAGGUGGACUCACUGUUGGACAGUGUUUACUGUGCAGCUGUGGAGAAGCUGAACAGUAACGUCAGCGCUGUGUUGCCGCCAAAGGGCAGCAUUGACGAACUCAACUCAGCCCCUCUCAUUACACUAGAUGAUGAUAAGGACAGCAUCCCUAACAGCAACGCCUUCCUGUUUGGAAAGAUGACAGGCAGCUUGGAGGACACGCUACUGACAGGUCUCAGUCCAGCUCAGCCUGUGGUCCUGCCCAGCCCAGAGCCUCCAGUUCACACCGGUGCCAGUGAUGAACUGGGCCUUUUAGCGCACAUGACGGGCAGCUCUGAGCUCGGGUCUUUACCCAGUAUCCUGGAGAAGGAUGAGUUUGAACUGCAGGCAGCUCUGGAGAGCAUCAGCUCUGUGGCUGCAACAGAGGCGGAGGCCUCCCCCAGAGACCGAGGGGUCAGUGGGAGCGAAGCCUCAGCAGCAUCUGAAUGUGACCCCUCAGCUGCUACCUGUAAGACGGGCAGUGCAGCCGAUGCAGCGAGCACCACGUCUGACGCUGAGAAAUCAGACGAUGGCAAAGACAAGGAGACGACGAAGAUCCAGACAACAGUUACCACACAGAGUCUGCAUGGCCGUCCAGCCGCUCAGACGGACAGGGACAUACGCGUGGACCUGGGCUUCAGGGGGAUGCCCAUGACCGAAGACCAGCGGCAUCAGUUCAGUCCCGGCCCACGCACCACCAUGUUCCGCAUCCCAGAGUUCAAGUGGUCGGCCAUGCACCAGAGGCUGCUCACCGACCUGCUGUUUGCGCUGGAGAGUGACGUCCAUGUGUGGAGAAGCCACUCCACCAAAUCAGUGAUGGACUUUGUUAAUAGUAAUGAGAACAUCAUUUUUGUCCACAACACCAUCCACCUCAUCUCACAGAUGGUGGAUAACAUCAUUAUCGCUUGUGGAGGGAUUUUGCCUCUUCUCUCCGCAGCCACGUCUCCCACCACGGAGUUGGAAACCAUCGAGGCAACGCAGGGCAUGUCUUCAGAGGCCGCUAUCACCUUCCUGACCCGUCUCAUGGUUUUGGUGGACGUGCUGGUUUUCUCCAGCUCCCUCAACUUCAGUGAAAUUGAGGCAGAGAAGAACAUGUCCUCCGGGGGCCUCAUGCGUCAGUGCCUGCGACUGGUGUGUUGUGUGGCUGUUAGGAACUGCCUGGAGUUCAGGGAGAGACACAGGGACGGGGGAAAUAAGUCUUCCAUUCUUAACAACCUCAAAACUCAGGAAAUACUGCAGAAUACGUUGACCAGCAAGACAGCUGUAGAGGCUGGGCCCAGUAACCUGUCUCCCAUCAAGGACCCUGAUCGCCUUCUGCAGGAUGUGGACAUCAAUCGACUGCGUGCUGUGGUGUUCCGUGAUGUGGACGACAGUAAACAAGCCCAGUUCCUGGCUCUGGCUGUGGUCUACUUCAUAUCUGUCCUGAUGGUCUCCAAGUACCGGGACAUCCUGGAGCCCCAGCGUGAGAGCGCCAGGAUAAGCAGCCAGCCAGGUCGCAGCAUGCGUCACGAGAUCAACUCUCCCACCAGCACAGAAACACCCCUGGAAUUUGAUAGUCGAGACCAUCUCGCACCAGCUGAAGAGCCCCACAUACGCAACGCUCUUCCCCACACAGACUCCGGGAUCGGAGAGGAGCACAUAGCCAGCAUCCUCAACGGGUCUGACCUGGACCACGGCACCGGACCGGACGCCACGAGCGGCCUGAUAUCGACGCUGUCCUCCCGGGACAACCUGUCCGAAUCGCCCGGCGCCGAGGGGCUGAAGGCGCCGUCGACCUGCGCCAUCGGCGUUAGCCAGGCCAACAAGGGCAUCAACGUGAAGGAGAUUCUGAAGAGCCUGGUGGCAGCUCCGGUGGAGGGCAUGGAGGCGGGGCUGGAGGCCGUGGCGCACGCAGACUCUGCUGCCAAGGCCCAAGCUAUGCUGCCCAUGCAGUUUCACUCCUUUGACAGGAGCGUGGUGGUGCCUGUGAAGAAAGCGUCCCCUGGCUCUCUGGCAGUGAACACGGGGGGAGGCGGCGGCAGCACCUCUGGUGGGUUAACAGCUGGCAGCACCCCCAAUAUCUUUGCUGCCGCAUCUCCAUCCUCCAAAAGCAUGAUCAACACUAUGGGGCCCACUGAUGCUGCCCCCUGUGCGUCAUCCUCCUCCAGCUUCGUCAACGGUGCCACCAGUAAGAACCUUCCUGCGGUUCAGACGGUGGCCCCCAUGCCUGAGGACACAGUAGAGAACAUGAGCAUCACUACAAAGCUGGAGAGGGCCUUGGAGAAGGUGGCACCCCUGCUGAGAGAGAUCUUUGUAGACUUUGCACCUUUCCUGUCACGCACCCUGCUGGGCAGCCACGGUCAAGAGUUGCUGAUAGAAGGUCUAGUGUGUAUGAAGUCCAGCACCUCGGUGGUGGAGCUUGUCAUGCUGCUCUGUUCUCAGGAGUGGCAGAACUCCAUUCAGAAGAACGCUGGCCUGGCCUUCAUUGAGCUGAUCAACGAAGGAAGGCUGCUCUGCCACGCCAUGAAGGACCACAUAGUGCGGGUCGCCAACGAAGCUGAAUUCAUCCUAAACAGACAGAGAGCGGAGGACGUGCACAAACACGCAGAGUUUGAGUCCAACUGUGCCCAAUAUGCCGCUGACAGAAAGGAAGAAGAGAAGAUGUGUGACCACCUGAUCAGUGCUGCUAAACACAGAGACCAUGUGACGGCCAACCAGCUAAAGCAGAAAAUCGUCAACAUCCUCACCAACAAGCACGGAGCCUGGGGGACGCUGGCCCAGAGUCAUCUGCACGACUUCUGGCGUCUCGACUACUGGGAAGAUGACCUGCGACGGAGGCGGAGGUUCAUCAGAAACGCGUUUGGCUCCACCCACCUCAGCGUCACAUGCAAGUCACUACAAGAGUAUGGCACAGAUGAGGAUGAAGUGGUCAAGUCUAAAACAGCCUUUCGCAGCCAAACUGUGCCCAACCAGAACCCGGAGACGGAGCUGAUGCUCGAGGGGGACGACGACGCUGCCAGUCUGUUGCAGGAGAAGGAGAUGGACAACGUUGGUGCGCGGUUCCUUCCAUGUGUGUUUAUCUCCACAGGCCCAGUGGUGCUGAGCAGCCCGGCUCAGCUCGUCGCCCCUGUUCUGGUGGCCCGGGGGACUCUGUCCAUCACCACUACUGAAAUCUACUUUGAGGUGGACGAGGAUGACCCAGCCUUCAAAAAGGUCGACACAAAGGUCUUGGCAUACACCGAGGGUUUACAUGGGAAGUGGAUGUUCAGCGAGAUCCGGGCCGUCUUCUCCAGGCGCUACCUCCUGCAGAACACAGCGAUGGAGGUCUUCAUGGCUAACAGAACAUCAGUCAUGUUCAACUUUCCUGACCAGGCCACAGUCAAAAAAGUGGUGUACAGUCUUCCUCGAGUGGGAGUGGGCACCAGCUAUGGGCUUCCGCAAGCCAGGCGCAUUUCCUUGGCCACCCCUCGGCAGCUUUUCAAAUCCUCCAACAUGACCCAGCGCUGGCAGAGGAGGGAGAUCUCCAACUUCGAGUACCUCAUGUUUCUCAACACUAUUGCAGGGAGGACGUACAAUGACCUGAACCAGUACCCGGUUUUUCCCUGGGUUCUCACCAACUACGACUCCGAGGAGCUGGACCUGACCUUGCCAGGGAACUUCAGAGAUCUCUCAAAGCCUGUCGGGGCCCUGAAUCCGAAGCGCGCUGCUUUCUAUGCUGAACGCUAUGAGACGUGGGAGGACGACCACACACCACCUUGUCAUUACAGCUCUCAUUGCUCGACUGCUGCCGCCACCCUGCACUGGCUUGUCAGAAUAGAGCCUUUUACAACAUUUUCCCUCAGUGCCAAUAACAACAAAUUUGAUCACCCUGACCGCACCUUUUCCUCUAUUACUCGCUCUUGGAGGAACUGUCAGAGGGACACCUCUGAUGUGAAGGAACUUAUUCCCGAGUUCUACUACCUGCCUGAGAUGUUUGUGAACAGCAACAGCUACCACCUGGGAAUGAGGGAGGACAGGACCAUGGUGUGUGACGUGGACCUACCAGCCUGGGCCACGAAGCCAGAAGACUUCGUGAGGAUCAACAGGAUGGCCCUGGAAAGCGAGUUUGUGUCGUGUCAGCUGCAUCAGUGGAUUGACCUUAUUUUCGGCUACAAGCAGCGCGGGCCGGAGGCCGUGCGUGCCCUCAACGUCUUUCACUACCUGACUUAUGAGAGCUCCGUUAACCUGGACAGCAUCGCUGACCCUUCGCUCAGAGAGGCCACAGAGGCACAGAUCCAGAGCUUUGGACAGACGCCAUCUCAGUUGCUUAUUGAGCCACAUCCUCCACGCAGUUCCGCUAUGCACCUGUGUUUCCUUCCACAGAGUCCUCUGAUGUUCAAGGACCAGAUGCAGCAGGAUGUCAUCAUGGUGUUGAAGUUUCCCUCCAACUCCCCAGUGACCCAUGUGGCAGCCAACACUCUUCCCCAUCUCACCAUACCUGCUGUGGUCACUGUCACCUGCAGCCGCCUAUUUGCUGUCAACCGAUGGCACAACACUGUUGGUCUCCGAGGGGCACCAGGCUACUCUCUGGAGCAGGCCCAUCACUUACCCAUUGAGAUGGAUGCUUUGGUUGCCAAUAACAACGGCAGCAACAAGCGUCAGAUCACAGACCUAGUGGACCAGAGCAUCCAAAUCACCACACACUGUUUUGUGGUGACAGCUGACAACCGCUACAUCCUGGUGUGUGGCUUCUGGGACAAGAGCUUUCGUGUGUACUCCUCCGAGACAGGCAAGCUGACCCAGAUAGUUUUUGGCCACUGGGAUGUGGUGACAUGUCUGGCCAGGUCGGAGUCUUACAUCGGGGGCGACUGCUACAUCGUGUCUGGAUCCAGGGAUGCCACCCUGCUGCUGUGGUACUGGAGUGGACGGCAUCACAUCAUCGGCGACAACCCCAAUAACAGUGACUACCCAGCACCACGGGCAGUUUUAACUGGCCAUGACCAGGAAGUUGUGUGCGUGUCGGUCUGUGCAGAGCUGGGCCUGGUCAUCAGUGGCGCCAAAGAGGGUCCGUGUCUCGUUCACACCAUCACUGGGGACCUACUGAGGGCUCUGGAGGGGCCUGACCACUGUCGGUGCCCACGGCUCAUCUCGGUGUCCAGCGAGGGCCACUGCAUUAUUUACUAUGAGCGAGGCCGCUUCUGCAACUUCAGCAUUAAUGGAAAACUGCUGGCACAAAUGGAGGUCGACGAUUCCACCAGGGCAAUUCUCCUGAGCAGCGAUGGCCACAACCUGGUGACAGGAGGAGACAACGGUGUGGUGGAGGUGUGGCAGGCCUGUGACUUCAAACAGCUCUACAUCUACCCCGGCUGUGACGCUGGCAUCCGAGCCAUGGACUUAUCACAUGAUCAAAGGACUCUGAUCACAGGAAUGGCUUCUGGCAGUAUUGUGGCAUUUAACAUCGAUUUCAACCGGUGGCACUACGAGCAUCAGAACAGGUAUUGAGUUGCGGAUCUACACAGAGGAGCGAGGUGAGGGUGAAGCCAACGCCGACCAACCAUGAGCCACGCUGUACCACAGAUGAUCCACAGAGCACGGCGAUCCGGUGGGAACGCCAGCAUGUUGUAGCUAAUAAAGAGCGAGGUGCACUUACUGUUCAUGCGUCCAUCUGUCCUCCUGUUCAGAUGGAUUCGGUGCCAUUUGUCUGUUGAUGAACAAUCUUAACACUUAGUUGAACACCAGCUGAAGUAUUUCCCCAACUGAGUCAGGCAGGUCUGCUGUUCUGAACCAGGAGAGGCCGAGAUCAACUUACAGUAAGUUAACACAAAACAUGCAUAAUGUAGGCUUUUAAGUUCCUGUUAACGACUGUGAAAGUGCAAAACAAAAAGUCCUUUGUUAGGAGCAUUUAUACAACAUUUGUAUGGAAAAUACAGACUUGGAACACUUUUCUAGGAAAAAGGUGAACCUGUAAAUACGGACAGUGUGAAAAGUCAAGAUCUGAGUACUGUUAGUAACAGGGUGGCUGGUCUAACAUUUCCACAAUCAGAGCUAUGUUUCAGUGUUCAGAAUGUCUCCAUCGCAUUAGUUGGUUAGUAAUACAUGUGGCCAUUCUUUGCUCCUCACUACUAACAGUGGUCAAAUGUGGUGUCUGUGAAAAGAAAGUUAAUUUGUUGUGUUUUAUUGUCUUAAUGGAAGAAAAGUCAAAUUCUGCGUGAGCUUAGUCUCUGUAAACUCUUGUUUUUGGUCCUGAUGUCAGCAAAGAGGAGAAAAAGAUCCAGAUUUCCAUAAAUUACCUUUUAAGAAUGACGUCAAACUAUGUUUCUGAACGCAGAUUCAGAGGUUUUAUUGCCAGAUUGGUUGAACAGUACUGUAGGCCAUGACUGUGUAAAGAAAGUGUCAUUAUAAAAUAUUGUGCAGUUGUUGCACUGCAAGCAUUUGUUAUGUGUCUUCAGUUUUCAUUUUGCCUAUUUUUGCACAAAAUGUUUGCUCAUCCAUUUUAAAUCUGUGAAGUCGUGAACGUCACUUCAUGCUGUAACACAAUGCAAUGGUACAGUAAGCAAUAUUAAAACUUGGUUGCUGAAAGUUCUACAGGAGGUUUGCAGCUGUGUGGUAAAAAUGGUCUAUUUUUUUGGUCAUAUUAAAGCUGUCGUCUGAAUGUAACUGCAGAAAGAGAAGUCAGCCUCUGUGUGUUGACCAUUAAAAGAACUAAAAUAUGCAAGUACUGUAGAUUUUGAGUUUGCGUUAUGUUUUUCCAGUGGUGCUACAGGACGCCAUCCUACCCAAAGGUUUUGCAUGUUAGAACAGCACUGGGUUCAAUCUGCUUUCAUGUGAACUUGUUUUCUUAAAUGUCAUUCUUCAGAGCAUUUAGUUUUUUGUAAUUUUUACAAUGUCAUGGUUGAUAGUGGUAUUGCUAAUAGUUUUUGCAUAUGUUUAAAGCUUAUGAUUAUAUAACUGUAAAAUCAUUCAACAAUUUGUUUUUAAUAAAACCAAAUAAAUAUUC